Exserohilum turcica Et28A is the source of this 1972-nucleotide messenger RNA. RefSeq lists its product as uncharacterized. Gene Ontology annotation, biological process: adenylate cyclase-activating G protein-coupled receptor signaling pathway. NCBI's taxonomy places the organism in Eukaryota, Fungi, Ascomycota, Dothideomycetes, Pleosporales, Pleosporaceae. Bases 1 to 1845 code for a protein of 614 amino acids. Gene Ontology annotation, molecular function: guanyl nucleotide binding; GTPase activity; G protein-coupled receptor binding. The transcript has 2 exons. Gene Ontology annotation, cellular component: heterotrimeric G-protein complex. The record is from RefSeq and is a predicted model, not a curated record.
AUGGCCGAGGACAAAAGGGCCUUUGCCCUGAUUGGCGCCAUUAGCGCCAUCCGCGACGGCCUGCGACACGACAUCGACGGCCUGCGACAGAUGCACAACCGCUGGAAAGACAGCAGCCCAUCGCCCAUCAACCUGAUUGCCCACCUGACCGCUUUGAAAUCUACCUUUGGAAACAUCCAGGACUGGCUGGAAGUGGCCAGCAAUGACGUCCACCCACACCUGCUCACUGACCUCGACGUGCUCAUCCACUCGUCCAAUGAGCUUGCCCGCCACGUGAAUGUUCUAAUCACCAGCUUCAAGCACUCAGACCCCAGCGCUGCCGACUUCGCCGCAAAGCUCAAGUAUGCCAUCACCAGCAAGACCAUGGAGCGGCUGCAGACGGUCGCCCAACGUGAAAAUGACGCUGUUAAUCUAUUAUUGGCAGCAUGCCACUGCACGGCACAGGCCCAGCGCAAGAUUCUGCUCCAUAAGAGCCGUCAGAUCAGGCAGGAGGACAAUGUAAACCUCAAGCUGCUCGCACAGUCUGCAAAAUGGAACGGCGGCUGCAUCACCGGUCUGUCGCAGCUAUCGUCUUUCAUUCGAUGGCUGAGGUUGAUCUUCUGCGGGGCGCCUCCACUCGACAGGAACAUUUCGCCUACGGAUACAGAGUAUGAGCACAUUGAGGCCAUACACCGGUCCGAAGCAAUCGAUCGUGCUCUGCAAAGGGAAGCCACUCAUCUUUACCGCGAAACUAAGCUUGUUCUUGUAGGAAAUAAUAGCAGUGGCAAAGACCUCGUCAUGCAUCAAUUAAAAGUGCUGCACGCAGAAGGCCAUCACACGGCUGAUCAGCGCACAGCGUACAGCUGCCAAAUCUACCAAGUCAUCUACUCUCUGAUGCAAUCCAUGGCCAAUCUACUCAAAGAUACCGGCGUUUCCCUCCCCCCGGAGCUGAACCAGGAUUUUGCCAUCUUGCUGAACGAGCUGGAUGCUGGCAAGGAAGACAUCUCUCCGGAUGCUGUCAACGCCAUCAGCAGCAUCUGGUCGAGCCCGCAGUUUUCCAAGCUCUACGACCACAACUUUGAGAUUGAAUUUCCACAAUACGCACCCUACUUUGCGCAGGAAGUCGCUCGCAUUGCCCGCCAAGACUACGUUCCUAGCGAGGCAGACAUCAUACGCCUGAACCAAUCCAUGCGCGGCAUCAAGGAGCUGCGCUUCAACUGGGACGAAUUAGACAUACACCUUUUCAAUAUCAAGGGGUACAUCCCCGAUACCUUCCGCGACCGCUGGUUCCAUCAGCUCGAGGGAGCGUCUGCGAUCAUCUAUAUCAUCAAUGUGUCGCUGUACGACCAACCGAAUCCCGCUCGACCCGACGAGUCGCUUUUGGCCAACGAAUUCAAAACGUUUGAAAGCUGGAUCAGCCAGCCAGGAUUCUCUACCUCUUCAGUCAUUCUCAUACUCAACAACUACACUCGCUUUGUCACAAAACUGGCGCACUCACCCUUGGAGAAGUUCUUUCCCGACUAUUCACCCAAUGAAGAGGAUCCUGAGAUGUCGGCAAGACAGUAUAUCGUCCGACAUCUUAAGAGUGUCAACCAUCGAGGCCUCUACUUCUACUCAUUUUGGGUCGACCUCGACUCAAGUGACAACAGACAGUUGUACUCGGCACUCAGGACUACCCUAUCGCAGAUAGAGGGCCGUAGAGCGCACGAAGAAGCUCAGGCUGCAGAAAAUCCACCCACAGUCUCGGAUCCCCCGACCGAAAAUUGUAUAUCCAACGUGCUCAACGUCAGCCUGUCCCGCAGCCAGAAGAAGAAGAAACAUGAAAUCGAGCAAAUGAAAACCAUGGGAUUCCUCAAAGGCGACUGAGGUGUCUUGCGCGAGGGGCAAUAUAUGGGUGUCGUCUUGUUUGUAAUUUCAGUGCGACGGCGUUUUUGGGAACGAAGAUACCAUGGUAUGGCGGGCCGGCGUUGGGAUCGAGAUGGAGUUGACAUGC